ACAUUUAAUAAAUUAGUGAUCAAACUGUUUGAUAUCAAUUGCAUAUCUUUCGGUAAAUAUAUAUAUAAAUAAAUUGUGUCCACAAUUAUGGCCGACUAUUCUGACUUCCGAAUCGGCAAACUUAAUCUCAAAGGAGAGAAAAGAAAGAAGAAAAAAGAUAAGUCACGUAAAGUCGAGAUCAGCGAAGAAGAGGCAAAUAUAAAGACAGACAGAGUUGAUGCCGAAAAUCAUGGACUUUGGUUUAAAAUCUCCGACUUUAAGCACAUAACUGGACCGAUAGCUAUAGAAUUGUCACCCUAUCAAUACAUCCGUGCCCUCGACAACGGUCUGUUUAUAUUAGGAGCCGCCCAUCAACCGGGAGAGAUACCCGAUCCCGAAGAGAUACUGACGGCCAUACGAUUUUCAGGCACACAUAUAGCUCUUAAAUCAGGUUAUAAUAAAUAUCUGAGUAUUGACUCCAAGAACCGAUUGGUGGGUCGGUCUGAUGCUAUUGGACCGCGGGAACAGUUUGAACCCGUAUUUCAGGACAGCAAAAUAGCUCUGUUGGGCUCUAAUGCGUGCUUUUUAUCAGCUGAUGAAGAUAAUCCUGAAUUACCUUAUAUUGUGGCCCGCAGUUCAACCGCCGGUCCCAACGAAAUGAUCAAAAUUCGUAAUAAUAUUGAUCCCGAAGCUGUUCAUAGGGAACGACAAUUGAAAGCAACUGCAGUUGAAGAAAGAGGUUCACUAAAGGACGCAGAAGUGAAUUAUGUAAAGAAAUUUCAGAGUUUUCAGGACAAGAAGCUAAGGAUUAAUAAAGAAGAAACCGUUCACUUGAAGACCGCCAAAGACACUGGAAAACUGCACGAAGUAUUGUUAGACAGAAGAUCUAAGAUGAAGUCCGACAAGUUCUGCAAAUAAUUCAUUUUAGUUUUUUAAACAAAACAUUUAUUUUACAAAAAUCAUCUUAAAAUAAAAUAUU
Messenger RNA from Oppia nitens, 958 nucleotides. It is a transcript of the gene FRG1, whose product is annotated as protein FRG1-like. The record is from RefSeq and is a predicted model, not a curated record. Gene Ontology annotation, molecular function: actin filament binding. Gene Ontology annotation, cellular component: nucleolus; striated muscle dense body; catalytic step 2 spliceosome. The coding region runs from base 88 to 897 and encodes 269 amino acids. Lineage: Eukaryota; Metazoa; Arthropoda; Arachnida; Sarcoptiformes; Oppiidae. The transcript is spliced from 3 exons.